AUGCUGGGAGCUUGGAGAGCUAUCAGCAUGGCUCAUCGUAUUCUAACGCAGAUUGUCCUCACGGGAACCAGAGUGUUUGGUCGAGCGUUUGCGGAAGCUUAUAAGCAAGCGUCUGCAUCUUCAAGGUACCAAGCGCAUGCGCAGAAAACCGGCAGUUCCUCGGGCUCGUUCUCAUCCUCCGGUUUAACUUUGGAUGAAGCAUGCAAGAUCCUCAAUGUCAAGCCGCCAAUGGGUGGAGAGACAAACAUGGAGCAUACAAUGGAGCGAUUUAAGAAGUUGUUUGAUCUGAACGAUCCAAAGAAGGGUGGAAGUUUCUACCUCCAGAGCAAGAUCCUUCGUGCUCGCGAAAGAAUCGAGAUGGAGGUCAGAGAAGCAGCGAGGAAUGCGAAAAUCGAAAAAGAGGUACGGGAAGGCUGGAACCCGAAAUUGUUCAAAGAUCGAUGA
This is a messenger RNA of Microsporum canis CBS 113480, 444 nucleotides long. RefSeq names its product mitochondrial import inner membrane translocase subunit tim-16. The record is from RefSeq and is a predicted model, not a curated record. Gene Ontology annotation, biological process: protein import into mitochondrial matrix. The coding region runs from base 1 to 444 and encodes 147 amino acids. Gene Ontology annotation, cellular component: TIM23 mitochondrial import inner membrane translocase complex. Lineage: Eukaryota; Fungi; Ascomycota; Eurotiomycetes; Onygenales; Arthrodermataceae. The transcript has 3 exons.